Solanum lycopersicum (tomato) is the source of this 1681-nucleotide messenger RNA. RefSeq names its product protein LAZ1 homolog 2. NCBI's taxonomy places the organism in Eukaryota, Viridiplantae, Streptophyta, Magnoliopsida, Solanales, Solanaceae. The record is from RefSeq and is a predicted model, not a curated record. Gene Ontology annotation, cellular component: membrane. Gene Ontology annotation, molecular function: transporter activity. Gene Ontology annotation, biological process: transport.
GCUUGGCGGGUGUGCAUAUCCUGAAAAAAACUAUACAAUUUAUUAUUCCUAAUAAUACUAACAAGAAAUGUUAAAAUGGAUUUUAGCGGAUCUGUAGCGGAAUCACAACUCUCAUUUUACAGGUUUGGUUAGUGUUUGUUAUAAGUUUUAGAGAGAACUGCAAUAGAGAUCAUGUGGCAUGGCAUCAUUUUACAUCUCUCUCAUGUGAACAUAUAUAGAGAUCUCCACGAGCCUGCUCUAGUAAUUGGGGGAAGCUUUGUCUUGGUAGCAUUGAUCCUCUCGCUUCUCUUAAUUUUUCAGCAUCUCAGAUACUAUACUAAUCCGGCGGAACAAAAAUGGAUCGUGGGGGUCAUUUUCAUGGUUCCUGUCUAUGCAACUGAAUCAAUUGUAUCCUUGUGGAACCCAAAUCUUUCCCUUGCCUGCGACAUAUUGAGGAACUGUUAUGAAGCAUUUGCACUCUAUUCUUUUGGAAGUUACUUGAUCGCUUGCCUUGGGGGUGAGCGACAGGUUGUUGAACUGCUUGAAGAUGAAUCGAGGAAACAAAUCAGCCAGUCAUUGCUAGGAGGAGAGGAGAAACCUGUGGCACAAAAAAGGACAUUGUAUAACUUCAUUUUCCACCCAUAUGUCGUGGGGAAGCAGUUGUUCACUAUAGAAAAAUUUGGUCUUGUACAAUAUAUGAUUUUGAAGACAGUCAGUGCAUUCCUAGCUCUCAUUUUGGAGAUUUUUGGGGUAUAUGGUGAUGGAAAGUUUGACUGGCACUAUGGAUAUCCCUAUAUCACUGUGGUACUAAACUUCAGCCAGAUGUGGGCAUUAUAUUGUCUUGUCCAAUUUUAUAAUGUGACUCACCAUAAACUCCAGUCGAUAAAACCGCUAGCAAAAUUCAUUAGCUUCAAGGCCAUUGUUUUUGCAACAUGGUGGCAAGGGGUGGGUAUCGCCUUGUUGUGUUCUUUAAGGGUGCUCCCAAAGGAACGAAAGUUCCAGACUGGAUUGCAAGAUUUUCUGAUCUGCAUAGAGAUGGCUAUUGCUGCUAUUGCUCAUGUUUUUGUCUUCUCCUCGAAACCGUAUCACUAUGUGCCAACAUCUGUAUAUGAAGAGUUUACUGCCCAAAAAGCUGAAACAACUCUAAAUAUAGAAGAUGGAGAGAAACCAGCCGUUGUUGAAAAGAUAGAAACUAAGGUUGAGGUUCCAGGGACAAGUGUUAGAGAAAGUGUUCAGGACAUUGUUGUUGAAGGAGGUCAAAAAGUUGUGAAGGAUGUAGUUUUGACCAUAAACCAAGCGAUGGGGCCGGUAGAGAAGGGUAUGACAAAGAUCCAAGAAACUUUCCACCAAACAUCAGUCGAUGACGAUGAAGAAGAAAAACAAGAGACAGAAAUUAUGAUUGAGGAACAAGAAGAGAAUUCAUCAGGCGACAACAGAUAUAAACGAGAGACGGAGAUUAAGAUUGAGGAACAUGAACAUAAAUUAUCAAGUAAGGUGUCUAUAUCGCGAGAUAGAACAAGUUGAUAGACAAAAGAUUGUCAAUUCAGGUAUUUAAAUCAUCAUGUUCUUACAUAGCAGGACUUGUAGAUAAAGAGUCUUUUUUUCCUAUCUGUUAUUGGUAAGACCUAGAUUUCCUUCCUUUUGUAGAGUGCACAUUCAUUAUAACAAUUUAUCUCUUCAAGUUACUUUUCUUUGUUUUAUA